GAAACUGUUGCGAACGGAUUCCACUUUCUUUCUCUGAUCAAUUUUUCGUUGUAAUUUGGAGACAUAAUGUCAUCCUUUUGGGCGCUAAUUUUACAACCGGGAAAUAAAUACUCGCAAUACGUGAAUGAGUCCUUUCGCAUAACCAUGGCAAGUUUGGAUAUUACAUAUGCUAGUAAGACACAACUUCUGAACUCUUUCGUGAAAUCUCGCGACGGCAUACCUGAAACUCACCUCCGUGACAGACCGAUACAAGUAAUGAUGGUUCAUGAGCAGACAAGAUUUCUGCUUUGUACUUUACACAAGGAUAAACCAUGGCAAGUUCAACUCAACGUUCUUGUACAAAAGGAAACUGUUGUAACUCUUUCAUGCAACGGUGGAAGUUACGUUCAUCUAACUGGACAUUACAGAAUUGACUCGGAAAAAGCUCCAUUUAAUCCAAACUGGAUAACAACUUUAUCUUGGCACAUCUUAGACGAAAAAAUAAAUGAGCUAAAAAAUAAAGGGACUUGUCUAGAAGAACUAACUGAAUAUUUGAAUAAAUAUACAACAAUAAAAAUUGAGGAAAAAUGGAUAGUUUCACCAUACUCUAUUAAAAAGAAACAAAUCCAAGAAAAUAGAAUACCUCUUCAAGUUCUAAAUUUAAAAAGAAAAAACUUUAUGAAAGAUAAUAAUAGAACGGAAGAAACAAAGCGCCAAGAAAUAAAAGAGAAACAGCAGAAAGCUAAAGUAACCGAGGCAAAAUCAAAGGAAAAAGAUCCUGAUAAAACAAAAAAGAAUAGCAAGCAACAAGAUGUAAGAAUUAUAAAGAGUGGAAUGAAAGUGCAAGAGUUAAGACCUGGUACUGGCAAAAUCGCAGAAAUGGGCAAAUACGUCACAAUCUAUUAUGUGGCUUAUGUGAAGACCGGACUAAUGUUGGAAGAAUUUGAUCGAUUUGAAAAACUUGGCUUUAGAUUUAAACUCGGUGCAGGAUUCGUGAUCAAGGGCUUGGAUAUAGGAGUACUUGGAAUGAAAAUUGAUGAAAAACGUCGUCUUGUAAUACCAUCCAAUAUGGCAUAUGGAGAUGAAAGUUAUGGACUCAAAGUUCCACCUAAUUCAACAGUUGUAUAUGAUGUUGAACUUAAGAAAGUCGAAUAA
Molecule: messenger RNA, 1134 nt
Organism: Atta colombica
Lineage: Eukaryota; Metazoa; Arthropoda; Insecta; Hymenoptera; Formicidae
Gene: Fkbp39
Product: 46 kDa FK506-binding nuclear protein
Exons: 5
Coding region: 67-1134 (355 amino acids)
Cellular component (GO): nucleolus; chromatin
Molecular function (GO): macrolide binding; peptidyl-prolyl cis-trans isomerase activity
Source: RefSeq, a predicted model, not a curated record